Messenger RNA from Vespula vulgaris, 1427 nucleotides. Its product is annotated as corepressor interacting with RBPJ 1. Lineage: Eukaryota; Metazoa; Arthropoda; Insecta; Hymenoptera; Vespidae. The transcript has 6 exons. Gene Ontology annotation, molecular function: transcription corepressor activity. Gene Ontology annotation, cellular component: nucleus. Gene Ontology annotation, biological process: negative regulation of DNA-templated transcription. Bases 201 to 1376 code for a protein of 391 amino acids. The record is from RefSeq and is a predicted model, not a curated record.
AAAGAUAACAAAAUUAUUUUUACGAAUAUGAAAAUAAUUUAGUUAAAAAAUGACUAGGUUGUUUUAUAAAAAUUUUAUGAUGGCUGCCGAUAUUAAAUGGCAUUCAGUGAUACUUAUUAACGUCAAAAAGUCUUGAAAAAAAUUUAGAAAUAAAUAUUUUUCUUUUUACUUGAAAUAAAUUGUAUAGUUAAUUAGUAAAUAUGGGGAAGGGGUUUAAUAAUUAUAUGUGUAAGAAAUUUUUUCAUCCAGCUUCGAGAGAUAAUCUAAAACGAGUAUGGAUGGCAGAACAACAAGCUGAAGCUUAUAAAAAAAAGCAAGAAGAAUUACGUGUUCAAUAUGAGAAAGAGCAAGAUCUUCAUAAUAACAAAGCACUUUUAAGUAAAGAGAGCAAGGAUAAAUUAAGUGUUAAUUUUAUGUAUGAGCCUCCUCCAGGAGCAAAAAAAGAAAGAGAAAAAGAAGAUAACGAACCAGAAUAUAAAUUUGAAUGGCAACGCAAAUAUAAUGCUCCAAGAGAAAGUUAUUGUAAAGGAGAUAGUGAAAUUAGAGAUCAACCUUUCGGCAUUCAAGUUCGAAAUGUUAGAUGUAUUAAAUGUCACAAGUGGGGCCACAUAAAUACAGACAAAGAAUGUCCUUUAUACAGUCAAGCAAUGAGCGUAGUAAUGGCAAAUAAUUCAAAUAUACCACAGACACCUGAUGCUUUAACUUUGGUGCAACAAAUGCGAGAAGAUGGAUUAGCACUUAAGAAAUCUGCACUGGAUGCCCAACAACAUUUACGUGUACCUGGGCAUGAGCAUUUGAUGGUUUCUGAUGACGAAGAAAAUUCUGAGAUUACAUUUCUAAAAACUCUUUCAAAGCAAGAAAAGAAGAAAUUGUUAAAGAAACUUCAAAAACUUGAGAAGAAGAAUAUGAAAAUAAAGCACAAAAAAUUGAAGAAAAGAAAAGUUCGAAAUAGUAAAAAGUCUCAUGCUAGUAGUAGUAGUAGUAGUAGUAGUAGUAGUAGUAAUAGUAGUAAUAGUAGUAGUAAUAGUAAUAGUGGAAGCUCAAGUGAUACUGAUUGUAAAAAUAGCAAUAAUAGUAUCAGUGAUGACGCUAGCAGUAGUAGUAGUGAUAGUUCCAGUACAGAAAGUAACAGAAAAAAGUGGAAGCACAAAAGAAAAUCACAAGGAAAGACAGGAAUAAAUUCUCAUGCAAAUCACAAUUCUAAUCGACAUAAAGAUAAAGAACGAAAAACAAAACAUAAGUUGGAGGACAAAUACAAAUCAAAUAAUAAAAUGAAGGAUGAAAAAAGGAAUAGGGAAAAGACCAUUGAUCACUGCGAAAAUCGUAAAAGAAAAAAUAAUGAAUUACAUAGUGACAAGAAACGUAAAAAACACUAAAAGAAAGUAAAGCAUUUCUAUGUUGAAGAAUUGAAAAAAGAAAAAGAAAAA